Molecule: messenger RNA, 1395 nt
Organism: Prorocentrum cordatum
Lineage: Eukaryota; Dinophyceae; Prorocentrales; Prorocentraceae
Source: the annotation of a GenBank genome assembly
AUGGGCACCGUCGGCACGCUAUGCUCUGGCAGCGACUGCAUCAUGGUCUUCUUCGAGAACCUGGCCGAGUUUGCCAAGUCCCAGUACGGCGUGGGGCUACCAGUUAAGCAGCGCUUCGCCUGCGAGAGUGACGACGACAAGAUGAGCUUCAUACUUCAGUUUCAUUCCCCCGAAUUCGUUUUCGGAAAUACAUGUGGCAUGGCCGAGCAGUACAGCAAGGACCUCAAGGCGGGGAGCAUCGUAGUCACGCCAGGCGCAGAUAUCGCCAAGGAGUUCGUCGGCUGCGUGGCGGACAAGACGGGCAAGACUGGCGAGAGCUUUUCAGAAGGGUACGAGCACGUGAAGAAGUACAAGCCGAAGAUGGUUUUCCUGGAGAACGUUGCCCCACUGAUGGAGACGCCGAAAGGCGGCGGCCAGAGCGACGCUGCGUACAUCGCGACGCAGAUGAUGGAGGCGGGGUAUGUCGGGAAGUGGUUCGAGGUCCAGGCCGCAGGCUACGGAAGUUUCGCUUGCCGCAAACGUUUAUACUACGUGGGUUUCUUGGAUGGCCCAGAUUGGGGCAAGCAAGCCUCGGAGUUCCGCUUGAGGCAGAUGGGCGAGAUGCUGACGUUAAUGAAGGUAUCUGAGGGAUGCGUCGAACCGAGCGACUUCCUCUUGAGCGACGCUGACCUCGCAGCGCGGCCGGCAGCCGCCGAGCGCGGGGUCUUUCGCCCCGGCCAGGCGGCGGAGAAGCCGCAGAAGGGCGCCAAGGCCUCCAGCAAGCCCGAGAAGAUUCCUGCGUCCUUUGACUUGCACAACGAGUACUACAAGGAGAAGUUCAUCAGCUGGCCGCCGGUGAAGUGCACGUGCUUCGACGGUAUCUUCGACCACUUGACCGAUCGCGAGUGCCAGCUCUUGUAUUUCAUCAGCAACGUCUUCCAGAACAGCAGCGACUCCGAGGGGUCCAGGAUCGCUUUCGCGGACCUCAAUUUGUCCAUGAAGUUCAUGUGCCCAAAGGACAAGACCGGGGAGAUUCGCAACAGCCCAUGGAAGCCAUGCCCUUCGACGUUCGUUGGAUCCAUGAAGGUCGUCAUGCGGUAUUUGCCUGAAGGCAUCGAGAUCGACGACUCGCCGUGCGCCGCGCCCGCGUGGGAGCAGUGGAAGUACCGCCUACUCACUGGCGUCGAGUACAUGGCUAUUGUAGGUUGGUGCUACAAGCGCUGGGGCGAGAAGCCGCCGGACAGCGCGCUCCUGACCGACCUGGCCGGCAACGCCUUCUCGCUGUUCGCCGCGGGCCCGAUCGUCAUCUCGGCUUUCGCGGCGUCGGUCAUGCCCCCCCCGCCCGUGAUCGACGCCGACGCCGCGUCCGCCGCCGAGGGGCUCGCCGCGGUGAUCGACGAUUCGCUCGCCGAUUAG